CACUUAUAAUAAAUCUCCGCCCCGUCGUCGUCAUAUCUCGCGGGCUUCCCCGCAGCAACAACGUCCUUCAGAGCCAGCGGUAGGGACGACCGAGGCUAAGAGAUGGCGGACCAUCACCACUCGGCGUGGACGACCUCCGGUGCUCCUCGUCAUCCGCUCCUCUCCUGUGCGCUCAUGGCUCUUGUUAGUUUCGUGGCUGCAGGAGCAGGAGCAGGACCCAUGGUGCUCGCCGCCGACGCCAUCGUCUUCCACGUGGCGAACAAAUGCCCGUUCCCUGUGUGGCCGGCGUCCGCCCCCAACACCGGCCACCCGGUGCUCGCCGGCGGCGGCUUCUACGUCCCGCCGGGCAAGUCGAGGCGCGUCGACGCUCCAGCCACCUGGAACGGCCGCUUCUGGGCACGCACUGGGUGCAACUUCACCGCGAACGGCGGCGUGGGCGCCACCGGCUGCCUCACCGGCGACUGCGAGGGCCGGCUCGCCUGCAACGGGUCCGUGGGCGCCCCGCCGGCCACGCUCGUCGAGGUGAGCCUGCACGCCAAGGGGAGCUCCUACGACGUGAGCCUGGUGGACGGGUACAACCUCCCCGUGGCCGUCUCCGCCACCGGCACGGGCGCCGACCCGAACAAGUGCGCCAUCGCCGGCUGCGCCAAGAACGUGAACGCGGUGUGCCCGCCGGAGCUGCAGGUGACCGCUACAGGCGGCGGCGGCGGCGGUGGCAAGACGGUGGUGGCGUGCAAGAGCGCGUGCCUGGCGUUCGGGCUCGACGCCUUCUGCUGCCGCGGCGCGUACGCGACGCCGGCGACUUGCCGAGGCACCGUGUACUCGCGCCUCUUCAAGGACGCCUGCCCGGCGUACUACAGCUACGCGUACGACACCACCGCCGCCACGGCCAGCGGGUGCUACGCGCAGGAGUACGUCAUCACCUUCUGCCCCUCCAGAUGGGGCGACGAGCCCGGCGAUGGUGCUGCUGCUGCUGCUGCUGCUCAGAUUUGAAUUUGAUGUCGUCGUCGUCAGUCGUCAGACAGUCGCGCCAUGCGUCGCGAGCUUUUCGCACAUCUUGUGUAUGCGUGAACGUCUGUGUGUGCUUCUAGCGAGUUUCCACAUAAUAGUAUUUCUACAUACAUAUACGUACAUAUUACAACAAUAAAAGUUCUCUUGCUUCCAAAUA
This is a messenger RNA of Sorghum bicolor (sorghum), 1168 nucleotides long. Its product is annotated as thaumatin-like protein. Bases 103 to 993 code for a protein of 296 amino acids. Gene Ontology annotation, biological process: defense response. The record is from RefSeq and is a predicted model, not a curated record. Lineage: Eukaryota; Viridiplantae; Streptophyta; Magnoliopsida; Poales; Poaceae. Gene Ontology annotation, cellular component: extracellular region. The transcript has a single exon.